Salvia miltiorrhiza (redroot sage) is the source of this 909-nucleotide messenger RNA. RefSeq lists its product as uncharacterized. The record is from RefSeq and is a predicted model, not a curated record. The transcript has a single exon. Gene Ontology annotation, cellular component: plasma membrane. The coding region runs from base 321 to 878 and encodes 185 amino acids. Gene Ontology annotation, biological process: response to desiccation. NCBI's taxonomy places the organism in Eukaryota, Viridiplantae, Streptophyta, Magnoliopsida, Lamiales, Lamiaceae.
UUGCUAUUUGGGAACAAAAAGAAAAGUGCUGUUAUUAUAUCACGCGUAAUUUCACUGUUAAUGGGAAAGUGGUAGUCCGCGCCGCCCAUCCUUUAUUUCCGCUACUAACAUAAACCACGUUUUUAAUGAUACAUAUUAGAAUCCUACAUUCUACUACCACAACAACAAUAUAUUAUACUACUCACAAACUCAGAAUUGAAAAUUGAGUCGAAAAGCAAGGGCAGUUCCGUCAUUUGACUGAAGUUGACUCCCUUAUCCACACAACAGUGGUGAGUGGUAUAAAAUCAAAUCCGAGCAGCAAGCGGCAGCGGGCGAAUCCGAUGGGCAAAGGGAAGAAGUUCAGCUGGGGAUCGGCCCUGGUGGGCGCGGCGGCGGCGUCGGCCGCGAGCCUGGUGCUGUCGUCGAGGCCGCGCGACCCGACGUUCCACCUGAUCUCCAUCGACAUCACCUCCUUCAAGAUGAACUUCCCGGUGCUGGACGCGGAGACGAUCCUGACCGUCCACGUCACCAACCCCAACGUGGCCCCCAUCCGCUACUCCGACACCGUGAUGUCCAUCUACUACGCCGGCGCGCUCCUCGGCUCCGCCCCCGUGGAGGCCGGGUCGCAGCCACCGCGGUCGUGCCAGCUGCUGCGGCUGCCGGCGCGCCUCAGCGGCCUCCAGCUGGCGCACCACGCGAAGAGCUUCGUGGCGGACGUGGGGCGGCGGGAGAUGGUGCUCGACUCCACCGUCGACAUCAGCGGCACCGCCAAGGUGCUGUGGUGGAACCAUGGCUUCAAGGUGCACGUCGACAGCCACAUCGUCGUCGAUCCGGUUUAUCUCGAUGUAAUUGAUCAGGAAAAUAAAUCUAAGCUGGAAUUGUUUGUUCGUAAUUCCUGAAUUAUAUGCCAAUUUUAAUUGUUUAUUAUAA